Mya arenaria is the source of this 974-nucleotide messenger RNA. RefSeq lists its product as uncharacterized. The transcript has 6 exons. The record is from RefSeq and is a predicted model, not a curated record. The coding region runs from base 216 to 974 and encodes 252 amino acids. Lineage: Eukaryota; Metazoa; Mollusca; Bivalvia; Myida; Myidae.
CUUAAGUACGUUAACUCAAUAACAUGCUCAGUAAAAAUAACGCUCUCAGCUGAGUAGGUUAGCUAAAUCCCAUUUCUUGAACGUGCUCAAUAAGCUACUCAACUGAGUAAAAAUAACGCGAUUAUCUUUUCGGUCAUUUCGGUUAAAAGAGAGCUCUUCGGUAAAAAAGGUAAGAAAGUAUAAAGUUCGGGAAAAUCUGACAACAGACGAUAGAAAUGGACAAUGGAAGCAAAAGAGCUCCCAACUGGACAGAAGCAGAGAAAAGUUACUGCCUCGAGCUGAUAUCAGUCGAGUCCGAUGUACUGUUCGGAACAUUUCGAGGGGCCACACAAGGUGGCAAGCUAAAAAAAACAGCCUGGGAAGGCGUUUGUAAAAAGCUUAAUGCCUCUGGUCUGGUUACGAACAUGAGGAGUGUUGACGAGAUUAAGACGAUGUGGAGAAACGCAAAAGGAAGAGUAAAAGAAAAGGUAGAUAAAAGUAAAAUGACUGGUGCUGGUGUGAUUGAGCCCCUAACAGCAUGCGAAGAGUUCGUUAGCAACCACAUGUACGCUAACAAUCAGUGCCAGUUGCUAGGGAUUCCCGGAGGAUCAGAAACAGCCACUUAUGUUGCACAGUCAUUACCAAGCGGCCAUGAGAUUACUAGAGACGAUGGUCUGAUCGUGCUACACCUUGACGACAGCAUGAACAUCUCGGAUAUAAUACAAACCCCAAGCCCAGUGCGAGAUGAACAAGAUUGUGAUCGCCAAGCGGCAGAAAAGAAGCCGAUGUUUAAAGGGAAGAAAAGCACACUGAAAAGGAAAGGAGAAAGAACGGAGGAUUUGUACGAUCUUGAGGAGCAGCGCUUGAACGCUGAAUUAAAAUCAUUUAGGGCCCAAGAGAGGUAUUGGAUGGAAAAGAACAAAAGGGAGGCAGCAGUUCAUGAACUUAACAUUGAACUUUUGAAGAGAAGAGUCGAAAACGAAAACUAUACUUAA